Aedes albopictus (Asian tiger mosquito) is the source of this 2098-nucleotide messenger RNA. RefSeq lists its product as uncharacterized. Lineage: Eukaryota; Metazoa; Arthropoda; Insecta; Diptera; Culicidae. The coding region runs from base 1 to 1497 and encodes 498 amino acids. The transcript has 2 exons. Gene Ontology annotation, biological process: DNA integration. Gene Ontology annotation, molecular function: nucleic acid binding. The record is from RefSeq and is a predicted model, not a curated record.
AUGAACAUCAACCUGUGGAGAAUAGCGCAGCAAGAAGGAUUUCCCGACGAAAGAAAGACGUUGUUGAAAAACAGUGAACUACCCCAAUCGGAAUGGCACCGAAUUGAACGUUCCAGCCCACUCUACAGGUUGGCUCCAUUUUUGGAUGCGGAAGGCGUAAUCCGGAUGGAAGGUCGAGCAGCGUACGCAGAGUUCAUCUCGUUCGAGCAGCGUUUCCCAAUUGUACUCCCGAAAGGCCACGACAUUACAUCGAAACUCCUUCUACACUAUCAUAAAAAGUUUGGCCACGCGAACCGUGAAACAGUUGUGAACGAGCUGCGUUUGAGAUUCUACGUUCAAAAUAUUCGUGCGGCCAUUUUGCAAGUAAUUAAGGACUGUUCCUGGUGCAAAGUCAACAAGUGUGUACCUGCGGUUCCUAGGAUGGCUCCGUUACCGGUGCAGCGUCUCACUCCUCAGUUACGGCCGUUUAGUUAUGUAGGAGUGGACUACUUCGGCCCUGUAGUUGUUACAGUAGGGCGACGCUCAGAAAAAAGGUGGAUUUGCCUUUUUACUUGUUUGGUCACCCGGGCAAUCCACAUGGAAAUCGCCCAUAGCCUGAGCAGCCAAUCUUGUGUCAUGGCAAUCCGGCGGUUCAUUUGCAGAAGAGGGACUCCGUUGGAGAUUUUUUCCGACAACGGAACCAAUUUUCAAGCGGCGAGUAAGGAGUUGGCUCAGAAAGUUCAAUGUAUCGAGACGGAAUGUGCAGAUAUCUUUACGGAUGCCAGGACCCGUUGGAGUUUCAACCCCCCUGCAGCACCGCACAUGGGCGGUAUAUGGGAGCGAUUGGUGCGUUCAGCAAAGGAGGCACUAAAGGCUCUACACGAUGGUGGUAAAUUAACUGAUGAGAUCCUGUUGACUGUGUUAUGUGAAGCUGAAGAUAUGGUGAAUUCUCGUCCGCUAACGUACGUGCCCCAAGAAUCAGCUGACUGCGAGGCUUUGACUCCUAACCACUUUUUGCGCGGUUUGCCUUCUGGAGUGCGCGAAGAGGCCAAUUUGCCAACAACUUCGGCUGAAGCGUUGCGGGAUAGCUACAAGCGGUCUCAACAAUUGGCGGACAUCUUAUGGACGAGGUGGCUAAAAGAAUACAUUCCAACAAUCAACCAUCGAACCAAAUGGAUAGCCGAGCAAGAACCUGUCGUAGAAGGUGAGCUAGUCUACAUAGCCGACGGAAACAACAGAAGGACCUGGAUUAGGGGUAAGGUGGAGAAGGUGAUACGAGGCGCUGAUGGACGAAUUCGGCGAGCAUUAGUGAGGACCUCAAAAGGAAUUUAUCGACGACCAGUUGCCAAACUUGCGGUGAUGGAGUUGAGAAGUAAAUCUGGCCAGGAUCAUAGGACCGGGUCAGAGUUACGGGAGGGGGAAUUGUUACCACCACCGCUGGGCCCAACUCAACGGGCCUAUCUGUCUGAACCGAAAGAUCGUGCUACAGAUAGUCUGCCAACACUGGGCACGGAUUGACGUUGUCAUAUGGACGUGAAGGUUUAGAGUAUAAGUGACAGAUCAUAAUUGAAACACGUUGCGAUUGGUACAAAAAUUAUACUAUAUUUACCAAGUUUAGCAAACGAUUAAUUAGCGAGUUUUUCUUUAUAUUCGAUAAGUAAGUGGUUCAGGGAAUUUUUGAAUAAGAGAUUUAUGAAGUUUCCUAAUUAAAAUUGAAAUUAUAGGUCGAGUAUUACCAAGAAUUUGCGAGAAACAAUUUGUUCAACCGACAAGUUAAAAAAGAAGAUCAUUAAUUUUUGAGCUGUGCGAAAAAGUCGUCUGCUGCAGAAAUUUCUUCAUUACGGUGAGAACAAAUUAGCUUGUUAUCGUUUGCAGAACAUCCGAUUAGGCAGUAUAAAAUUUAAACAAUGUACACGGAGAAAGUUCCUGAAAUUGAGCGGGACUCAGUAAAGCGCAUUCAGAUUACCCUUUUCAAACAAAUCAUCACCCCGCAAAUUUCCUACAAAUUACAUACGGACAGGCCAAGUCAGCCCAAGUCAACCCAUUAUCAACGCGUGUGUGAUUCAAUCUAGUUGCAUCGUGCGCAUGAUCGGACCGUGAACAACUAAACAGUACUACA